Molecule: messenger RNA, 492 nt
Organism: Theileria annulata
Lineage: Eukaryota; Apicomplexa; Aconoidasida; Piroplasmida; Theileriidae
Exons: 1
Coding region: 1-492 (163 amino acids)
Source: RefSeq, a predicted model, not a curated record
AUGAAAUAUCCAAAUGAACGUGAUCAUUUAUUACCAAUAAAUUCUAAUGAUAAUUUUAAAUAUGAAAAUGAAUUAAUUACACAAUAUCAUAAAUCACAUGAACUUAAUACACAGUAUCAUAGAUCCCAUGAACUUAAUACACAGUAUAACUAUGAUAAUAAUCUUAAGGAUAAAUUUAAUGAAACAAAAUAUAAUAAAUUUCGAGAUGAUUUGAAAGAUGAAAUAAGUUUUCAAAGUUUUGAUUUAAGAGAUGAGAAAUUAGAAGAUAUGGAUAUAAAUAAUAAAUUUAAUCAAUUUUGUUUUAAAUUAUUUCAUUCGGAUUUAUCACCUAAAACUUAUUUAUUUUUAUUUCUUUCUAAUAUUUUAAUUCUUUUUGAUAAUAUUUUUUUCGAUACUACUAUUUUAAUUUGUGCUCUUUUAGAACUUUUUGUUACUAUUUUUUUCACACUUGAAGUUUAUAUUAAUUUUAUUCUACAUGUAAGUUUUACGUAA